AUGAAGCGCUUGAGCGCGUUGCCUUCUGGAUUACACGGAGCAGUACUGGUUAAGGACCCGAAAGCGGAAACGGGAACGAUGCUUGGGAAAAGAUUGACGAUCCAGGACCCGGCGAGCCAGCGACUGACGUGGUACAAGCCGCCACUGUCGGUGUUGGUCAUCAAGAAGGUGAGGGACGCCUCUGUGCUGCCGCCGUUUAUCCAGCUCGUCACCUGGCUCAUGACGGAGAAACGGAUGGUGGUGUGUGUGGAGUCGUCGGUCAUGGACGACCCGUUGCUGGCCAAGAACCCGGCCUUUGGCCACUUUCGAGACAAGCUCAUGACGUUUCGUGAGGGCAUCGACGACCUCACCGACAAGAUCGACUUCAUCAUCUGCCUCGGCGGCGACGGCACUUUGCUCUACGCCUCCUCGCUUUUCCAGCAAUCUGUACCACCAGUGAUGGCGUUUCAUCUGGGAUCCCUUGGGUUUUUGACGCCAUUUGAGUUUGAAAACUUCCAGGACCAAGUGCAUUAUGUAUUGGAAGGACAUGCAGCACUAACUCUUCGAAGCCGGUUGCGGUGCAUCAUAAUGCGUAAGGCAGACGAAGAGGAGCCGGUUGUUCCCGGAGUGACGCCCUCUAACGGCGCGAAGCUUAAGGAAAGCAACGCAGAUGUCGCUGCUGCCGGGAACGGCAGUAACCAUCACCACCACCACCACCAUCAUCAGCACCUCCACCAACACCAUCAUAACACUCAGCACCAGCAUCACAACCACGGCAGUCUGGGGAAGCACCACACGCACCAUCCUGCCAAGCCAGUGGCACCACCUCCGAAUAACCUCUUGGUGCUCAAUGAGGUCGUUAUUGAUCGUGGCCCAUCGCCGUAUUUGUGCAAUAUUGACCUGUUUCUGGACGGGAAACAAAUCACUUCUGUCCAGGGAGACGAUCAUGUUGAACAAGGACGCCAGGAAUACUGCGUGGGUCUCCUUCGAUGGUCGACACCAACAGGAAUUGAAGCAUGGAGACAGCUUGAGAGUGACGACGUCGAUUUACCCAGUGCCUUCGAUUUGCUCGCAAGACCAAAUCGCGGAUUGGUUCGAGUCCCUGGCUGAGUGUCUGCACUGGAACAUGCGCAAAAAGCAGCGCCAAUUCGACGAGUCCCUGUCUGACAAUUCGUACCCAGGGGAAAGAUCAUCAUCUUCGUCGUCGUCGUCGUCGGUGUCGUCAAUCGACGGAGAAAAUCCCGAUGACACUGACGGCGUGGUCCCGGCUACUGACGAGAAAGUUGAGAAUAACUGAUCCUUAUAUAUUGCCAAGCAAAACAAAACCGGGCUGGGUUUCACCAUGAAAGAAAGCACAACAACAGAAAACUUAACUACCGAGAAAUGUAUCAAGAUUACGAUCGAGUGAUUUCAUGCGAAGCAGCGUCUUCCAUAUUUUUUUUCCUUUCUUCGUCUUUUUUUUUUAUUAUUGCUGUUUCCCCCGAUGAAAUUGAGUGCUUGAUGUACAAAGUCGUGAGACUGAGCUUUCAAAUUUUUCUCUCUCCUGCUUUCAGAAAAAGUAUUUCUAAAACAAAAGAGAAUGAAAUCUGGGCGGGAACAAACUUCGGAGAAAUGUGGUGGAACAUAUGUACACGUCUUGUAAACGCGUUUUGGAUGCUUUAAGCUGAUGAUGAUUGUGAAGAUUUUUUUUUUUAAUGCAAAAAUUGUGAAUAUUUUUCUCCUUUCCGAAACAUUCCGCUUUGCUCAACUGCUGUAUAUUUCAAAUAAAGAUUUUUCCAUUUCCAUGCAA
Molecule: messenger RNA, 1768 nt
Organism: Notodromas monacha
Lineage: Eukaryota; Metazoa; Arthropoda; Ostracoda; Podocopida; Cyprididae
Source: the annotation of a GenBank genome assembly